AUGGGGCGUGUUAUGUUUGACAGCCACCUGCUGCCGCCGCACGCACCGCUGUCGACGCCCAAGCACGCUGCCGCUAACCGCGGCGCGGCUUCGUCGACGCGCUCUCAGCCGCAGACGACGCUGAUGUCGUCUCCGCCGCCGCCGCCGCCACCCCAGUCCCGGCCUCCGCCCCCGGUCUUCUCCGGACAGGGCAAGGUUGUGAUCAUUGUGGUCGGCGCGGUUGUCGGGCUUGCGCUCGUGGUCAUGGCCGUCGGCUUGGUCCUGUGUCUGCGCGUCCGCUCCGGACGCCGCGGCUACGACGAGCUGGCCGGCCGCAUCGACGAGGCUUCGCGGGAGGCGCCGACUCGGCACAACCCGCUCGAUUGGCCCCCGUCCACAACGCCGUACACCAAGUUUGACGCCGACUUUCGGCCGCUGCCCAAGUUCUGGCGCAUGGGAACCGAUCCCGCCAGCGGCAAGCCGUUCUACUUUCAGCGUCAGACCCGUGUUCGCUCCAAGCGCAGGCCCAAGAGCGUGUACAAGUAG
Messenger RNA from Thecamonas trahens ATCC 50062, 525 nucleotides. RefSeq lists its product as uncharacterized. The coding region runs from base 1 to 525 and encodes 174 amino acids. The transcript has 2 exons. Gene Ontology annotation, molecular function: protein binding. The record is from RefSeq and is a predicted model, not a curated record. Lineage: Eukaryota; Apusomonadida; Apusomonadidae.